This is a messenger RNA of Limulus polyphemus (Atlantic horseshoe crab), 2121 nucleotides long. Its product is annotated as keratin-associated protein 16-1-like. Lineage: Eukaryota; Metazoa; Arthropoda; Merostomata; Xiphosura; Limulidae. The transcript has 2 exons. The record is from RefSeq and is a predicted model, not a curated record. Bases 1091 to 1753 code for a protein of 220 amino acids.
AUAUAUCUGUUGUCAUAACUUUAAAAACAUUAACUUCUGUGGUGUUAUAUAUCUCUUGUCACAACUUUAAAAACAUAUUAACCUCUGUGGUGUUAUAUAUCUGUUGUCAUAACUUUAAAAACAUUAACCUCUGUGGUGUUAUAUAUCUGUUGUAAUAACUUUAAAAACAUUAACUUCUGUGGUGUUAUAUAUAUCUGUUGUUAUAACUUUAAAAAAAACAUUAACCUCUGUGGUGUUAUAUAUCUGUUGUAAUAACUUUAAAAACAUUAACUUCUGUGGUGUUAUAUAUAUCUGUUGUUAUAACUUUAAAAACACAUUACCCUCUGUGGUGUUACAUAUCUGUUGUUAUAACUUUAAAAAACACAUUAACCUUUUAUCAGUUGUACUUUAAGAACUGUUUUUUCAUGUAUUCGUGAAUUUCUUUAUUUGACCAAAACGUGAAUUUUGGUGAAGAAAACGUUUUGCAGAGGCCUAAUCUGUUCUUUGAUUCGCUACUUCCACUGUAGCAGACUAGUUUCGCUGAAAUCACAGCUAACGAUGCUACUUGGAAGAGCGAAGCAAAUAAGUAAAGUAGGCCUGACAUGUUUUGAUUUUCCCGUUAUGACCUUAAUCCCAACUAUUUUGGUGUCGGCCGGUAGUUUUAUAAGCCAAGAUUUCUUACAUCCAGGUGGCUGGCCCAGUUAACUACCAUCUCUUCUUUACCGGGAUCUGGGAGGGUCCUAACCACCCCCCCCCUCCAACUGGUGUUUUGUUGCACUGUUAAAUGUUGAACGUCAUGAGGGUGUUGUUACUACUUAAUUUCACUGUCAUGACUACAAUACCCCUACCAUGUCACUGUUAAAUGUUGAACGUCAUGAGGGUGUUGUUACUACUUAAUAGUGCAUUACAAACCACAAAAUAUGGUCAUUAUACACCAAAACCUAACACCCCUCUCUUCAGUUAACGAAUUUUAGGUUCUACAGUUUCCAUUGUAACAAAUAUUUCUCAGAAUGCUUCAUUACAUCGAAUACAGUGGUAGAUUUGAAGCUUUAAAGCUCCUUCGGUACAUAAGAAGUGUAGACUUAUACAACCAUAAUAUCUACUGACCCUCAUGGGCUUUCUCCCACUUACACAGGGGUGGAUAGGCCCACCGGGACCCCGAACAUUUGCAUGGUGGGCCUGUGCAUUUGACGAAUUCUUAGAAAUUGAUUUUCAAUUUCAAUUGUUCAGCCAGUAUGCAGCAUGUGAUGCUACCUUGGCUGGUCCUUUAAUACCAAUCCCAGCAACAUGUGAUGCUACCCUGGCUGGUCCUUUAAUGCCAAUCCCAGCAACAUGUGAUGCUACCCUGGCUGGUCCUUUAAUACCAAUCCCAAUAGCAUGUGAUACUACCCUGGCUGGUCCUUUAAUACCAAUCCCAGCAGCAUGUGAUACUACCCUGGCUGGUCCUUUAAUACCAAUCCCAGCAACAUGUGAUGCUACCCUGGCUGGUCCUUUAAUACCAAUCCCAGCAACAUGUGAUAAUACCCUGGCUGAUCCUUUAAUACCAAUCCCAGCAACAUGUGAUACUACCCUGGCUGGUCCUUUAAUGCCAAUCCCAGCAGCAUGUGAUACUACCUUGGCUGGUCCUGUAAUACCAAUCCCAACAGCAUGUAAUACUAUCCUGACUGGUCCUUUAAUACCAAUCCCAGCAGCAUGUGAUACUAUCCUGGCUGGUUCUUUAAUACCAACCCUAAAAUCGACAUGGAAAACACCAUCUUCCCAGACCACUGUAUAGAGGGCUCUAGUCGUUACUUAAAAUUUUCAAUAACGACAAGUUAGUGUUUACACAUAGUUACUCAUAUCCCAGUGACACAAUGGUAAUAAUGUAUAGAGGGCGCUAGUCAUUACUGAACGUUUUCAAUUUGAACAAAUAGAACUGGACAGUCAGUAUAUCAUUGCUCUAGUUUUAUAGUGUUGUUUGAACAAACAAAACUGUACAGUUACUCCUUUAGUUUUGUAGUGUUAUUUAAACAAACAAAACUGUACAGUCUGUACAUCACUCCUCUAGUUUUGUAGUGUUAUUUAAACAAACAAAACUGUACAGUCUGUACAUCACUCCUCUAGUUUUGUAGUGUUAUUUAAACAAACAAAACUGUACAGUCU